GCUCGGCGAUGCCUGAGAGGAGCUGUGACCCCGCGGGCAGAGGGGCCCCGCUGGAGCAGCCUGGCCUGGCAGGACCGAGCCCGUGGCACAGUGACCCACGCUGCAGCACUUGGAGGGGGCUGUGGCCCAGGGGAUGGACUCGGCUCGGAGAAGUUCCUGGAGAAGUCUCGGCUGGGAGAGAGCGCAGGGUGCAGCAGGGAACGACUCCUGUCCCUGAGCAGAGGGAGAAGCCGCGGGGGAUGAGCUGAGCACGGCCCCAUUCCCUGUCUCCUGCCCUGCCGGGGGAGGAGGUGCAGCUGGGAGCAGGGAGGCGUGGGGAAAGCUGCAUUUAAGGCUCUGCACUGACUUCUCCUUAUCCUGCUCUGAGUCUUUGGAGUUUUCUGCCAGAAAUCUCUCCCCUCCCCCGCUCCCCCACAGGGCUUUGGGCAGGUUUCCCUUUUUGGGGGAAAUCCAAGCGAAGCACCGAUGCACUAAUGAGGGGCAGGAGAAGGGAGGCUCCCGGGCUUCCCGCAGAGCCGGAGGCACGGAAGGCGCAGGGCCGGGAAAGCCGUGGCGGGAGGUGCGGAGAAGUUUGUUUGUGUGGGCAGCUCAAUCCCGCCUCGGGCCCGGGCCCGUCCCGGGGCUGUUGCUCAUCUCCGGCUUUGCCCUCACGCAGCGCGGGGGGCCCUGAGAGCGCGGGGCGAGUCUGGGCCGUGCGCAGAGCCCGCCCCCAGCUCGCUGCCAUUGGCCGCUGGUGCCGUCAGUCGCGGUUGCGGCGCGCUGAUUGGUGGGAGCGGGGCGCAGCACGGCCCCGGCGGCGGGCUGAGGGCGGCCGUGGGCGGGCAGCGGCGCCAUUGGCGCCAGGAGGGUCUGUGCGGGCCCGGGAGCGGCGGCAGCGGCCGGAGCGCGGUGAGGCGGCGUCGGCGGAGCUCGGAGGCGGCCCCGGCGCAGGAUUUUUCAUUGCCAGAGUGUGGCUGGAUGGAGGAGGAAAAGCCCCGGAGAUCCCGCAGGAGGAGGAGCUGCAAACCCAGCCCAGGGAGCUGCGGGGAGGAAAGAGCCCCCCUGAGCCAGGAAGGCGGGCGGAGAUCCAGCCGGAGCUCGGAGCUGGUGGAGAAGCCUCAUGGCAGGGAGAAGCCCCACAAGUGCUUGGAAUGUGGGAAGGGUUUCAGCCGGAGCUACCACCUGAUCGAGCACCAGAGGAUCCACACUGGGGAGAGGCCCUAUGAGUGUGGAGAGUGUGGGAAGAGGUUUCAGACCAGCUCCCAUCUCCUCAGACAUGAGCGGAGUCACACAGAGGAGAGGCCCUUCCGCUGCCCCGACUGCGGGAAGGGCUUCAACCGCAGCUGCAGCCUCACCAAGCACCGGCACAUCCACACCGGGGACAUGCCCUACGAGUGUGGGUAGUGUGGGAAGGGUUUCAUAGACAGUUCUUGCCUGAUCAAGCACCAGGUGAUCCACACUGGGGAACGGCCCUACGAGUGCUUGGAAUGUGGGAAGAGCUUUGGGUGGAUCACCGCUCUGAGAAAACACCAGCGCAUCCACACUGGGGAGAGGCCCUACGAGUGUCCCCAGUGUGGGAAGAGGUUUCAGACCAGCUCCAGUGUCCUCCUGCAUGAGCGGAUUCACACAGAGGAGAGACCCUUCCGCUGCCCCGACUGCGGGAAGGGCUUCAAGUACAACUCCAACCUCACCGUGCACCGGCGCAUCCACACCGGGGAGAGGCCCUACAAGUGUGGGGAGUGUGGGAAGAGCUUCGCACAGAGCUCAAGCUUGACCCAACACCAACGGAGGCACCACUAAGGGAAGCCCUGUGAGUGCCCCGAGUCAGGGAAGAGCUUGGAGUGAGGGAAGAGAGUGAGGGAAGAGCUUGGAGUGAGGGAAGAGAGUGAGGGAAGAGCUUGGAGUGAGGGAAGAUUGUGAGGGAAGAGCUUGGAGUGAGGGAAGAGAGUGAGGGAAGAGCUUGGAGUGAGGGAAGAGAGUGAGGGAAGAGCUUGGUGUGCUGCUGCAGCUCCAUUCCCCAUGGGAGGAUCCGGGCUGGAUGAUCCCCAGUGACCCCCGUCGGGCAGAGCCCUGGUGCCCCCGUAUGGGGAAUAAAACAGAGAGUAAAGCAAUGGAGCUGAUAAAGGGGCCCGAUAUCUGAGGCCUGACUGAUCAGAAACUGUUGGAGACACAGACACGGUUUAAGUCUCCCUGGGCAAGAAGAGGGGACAGUGGGGGGUGGCAGGGGUGUGACAGAGGGGAUGAGGGGAUGACAAAGGGACAUAGGGGACAGCAGAGCCCUCCAGGGAGGGGACAAAGGGGACCCUGGGAGGACACUGGGGCUGCCACAGGAGGCCACAAGUGCCACCAGGUCCCUGACACCUCCCCUGUCCCCUCCCCAGGUGUCCCUGUACCAGCUGGAGUCACUGGUGAAUGUGGCGGCCACCCUGGGUGAGGUGGCAGCCACCGUGACCGGGUUACAGAGGGACGAGCAGCAGCUCAUGUCCCCAGAGUCUUUUAGGGUUAGUCCUUGUUCAAGGCGUGGUUUUGGCAGCUCAGUGCCCAAACCCAUCCGGACGUCCGUAAUCCCUCGCUGUUUUCUUGUCCUGUCACUGUCCUGAGCCGCAUUGGCCACAUUGUUCUUGCUCUGAUUUUAUUGCUGUUUUUUAAUAACUGUUUUAUUACUAAUAAACUUGUACAAUUUUAAAAACUAACUGACUGGCAUUUGCCACAGGGCCCAAAAACAUCCGGAUGUCCGAAAUUCUUCGCUUUUUAUUGUCUUGUCAUCAUCGUGACCCUCAUUGUCCAGAUUCUUAUUGCUCCAAUUUCAGUGCUAUUUUUAUAACUAUUUUAUUACUAAUUAACUUUUGAAUCAGUAAUUUUUUAACAUUUUAAAAACCAGCAUGUGGCGUUUUUCACAGUUCCCAAGAACUCCUCGCUGUCCAAAAUUCUUCAUUUUUUAUCAUCUCAUGGUGUCCUCAUCCUCAUUGUCCACAUUUUUAUCACUCUGAUUUUUUUUGUUAUUAUUAAUUUUAUUUCUUAAUCACUAUUUUAUUAGUAAUAAACUUUUAAAAUUUAAAAAACAACAGAUUGUUAUUUUCCUCAGUGCCCAAAAACUCCUGGAUGUCCGAAAUUCUUUAUUUUUUAUCAUCUCGUGGUACCUGACCCUCGCUGUCCACAUUUUUAUUACUCUGAUUUUAUUUUUAAAUUUUAUUUUACUAUUAUUUUAAUAUUUUUCUUCUUCUUUUAUUUUUAUUUUUUAUAUUUUUUAGUUACUACUUUAUUACUAAUAAAUUUUUAAAAUUUCAGAAACAAUUGAUCAGUGUUUUCACAGUGCCCAAAAACUCCUGGAUGUCCGAAAUUCUUCAUUUUGUAUUGUCCAAAUUUUUAUUACUCUUAUUUUAUUGCUAUUUUUAUAACUAUUCUAUUACU
Molecule: messenger RNA, 3390 nt
Organism: Taeniopygia guttata (zebra finch)
Lineage: Eukaryota; Metazoa; Chordata; Aves; Passeriformes; Estrildidae
Source: RefSeq, a predicted model, not a curated record